Corythoichthys intestinalis (scribbled pipefish) is the source of this 3167-nucleotide messenger RNA. It is a transcript of the gene tomm34, whose product is annotated as translocase of outer mitochondrial membrane 34. Lineage: Eukaryota; Metazoa; Chordata; Actinopteri; Syngnathiformes; Syngnathidae. Bases 263 to 1228 code for a protein of 321 amino acids. Gene Ontology annotation, molecular function: heat shock protein binding. The record is from RefSeq and is a predicted model, not a curated record. The transcript is spliced from 7 exons. Gene Ontology annotation, cellular component: mitochondrion; cytosol.
AGUGACUAGCGUCAUCAUCCUUCCCGCUGACAAGUGAGCACAGCCGGCCGGAAAGUUCCGGACAACCGCCCCCCGCGUCUCCGCAUUUAGCACUAGCACAUUCAGCAGAACAACAGCCCGACAACCAUUAAGGAGGGCAAAACAAGCAUUUGGAGGAAUGACUGUGUUUUUUCAACGUUUUCUAGUGAAUGACAUUUUAAAACAUUACGCGCCCUCCGCCAACUUUUCCCGCUGAAGACACCACGAAAGCCGAAAAACGAGAAUGACUCAGAAAACGAAAGUUAAGUCGUGGAACGAGCUGAAGCAAGCCGGGAACGAGUUCUUCAAGGCGGGCCAGUACGGAGAGGCCACCCGCUUCUACAGCCAGGCCAUCGACGAACUACACAAGUCGAAUCCCAAAAAUGUGGAGGAUUUGAGCGUUUUGCACUCCAACCGCGCUGCUAGCUACCUCAAAGAAGGAAACUGUGCCGAAUGUUUCAAGGACUGCAACAUCUCUCUGGAGUUGGUACCGUUCAACGUCAAAUCCUUGCUCCGGAGGGCCGCCGCCUCGGAGGCCCAGGAGCGUUAUCGCCAGGCCUACGUGGACUACAAGACCGCCCUUCAGCUGGACGCCAACAUAGCGGCGGCACACGACGGAGCCAACAGGAUGACAAAAGCGCUGACAGAGGUGGACGGUCCGGCAUGGCGCGAGAAGCUCCCCGCCAUCCCAGUGGUCCCCCUGGCGGUCCGCGAAAAGAUGAGCCAAGCUGCCCCGCGGCACAACGGCGCCACGGGGGACGCCUCGACCAACGACGCACGGCGAGCCAAGGCGCUCAAGGAAGAAGGCAACGCCUUGGUCAAGAAGGGCGAUCAUGCCCGCGCCGUCGACAAGUACACGCAGAGCAUUCUGUGCCACGACAAAGAAGCUGCCGCCUUCACUAACCGGGCGUUGUGCUACCUGGCGCUUAAGCGCUACCGCGACGCCGUCGGUGACUGCGACGCGGCCCUAGCCCUGGACGGCGUCAACGUCAAGGCGCUCUACCGACGUGCACAGGCCUACAAGGAGCUCAAGAACAUGACCGGUUGCAUACAGGACCUGAAAGAACUGCUGGAGGUGGAGCCUACCAACAUGGCUGCCAUCAAGCUGUUACAGGAAGUACAACAACUACAACAGCAAGAACAACCCCCCAAACAACAAGCCCCGCCGCCCCAGGAGAAGAAGAAAAAAACAAGAAACCGGAAGAAGUGACCAGCAGAGGCAUGAGGUGAAAGUAGGCGGAGCUAAACCCGCAGAGUCGACCAAUCGGCGCCCGUCGUUUCGACCCAAGUGCCUGAAACGAUUACGGUCGCCGUGGGGGGCUUUUCCAACGUUUUCAUUGGUCAUUUCGCCCAUUCCGGCGGCCACUCAAGUUACUACAUUUAGCGUUUUACCCUCUUAUUGGUCAUUUAUGUAACUUAUUUCUGUCUCCGUUUAAAGUUGGCGGCCAUUUUUUAAAAGCUGCCGAUAUAACUAGCGGAUGUUAAAUAUACAUUUGUUUGCUUGUCGUCGACUCGGAAAAGACAAAUUGACCACCACAGUCAUCAGGCUGGGCGAGUUUGUUGUUUUUGCGUUCAAAUAAAUGUAUAAAUAAAACUGGUUUUAUUCAAAGGAGAGUGAAAUCAUUCACAUUUACACACACAAGUAAAUUGUUUUUCCUGAUUUGAACUGAAUUGUAGCAUUUUUACAUUUAAAUGAGUUUAAUGGGGUAAAGGUUUGGCUGCUGUUGAUGACGCUAGACGUUGAAUCCCAUUUAGUUUGGGAAGGGCGAAUGUACUUGAAGCCAUGUCAACAGCACUGAAACAUGAGCCAGUCCUCACAGUUGAAAUGAAUUGGACAUCCAUCCCUGUCGUUGGGGGGGCAAUAAUUGAAUAUUUGUAGUUGAGAAGGUGUACCCACAAGUCCAAGCGCCAUUCACAGGUGCAAAGACUUGUGGGUACACUUCUCAAGUUUUAACUGUGACUUUCCAUAGCUGGUGACAUAUACAACCCGAAACAAAAAGUAUGGAAUCACCAGUCUCGGACGAGCAUUCACUCAGACAUUUUAUCAUGGGGAACAAACUCCGAUAAAAAGCUUGAAAAAAUAAUGAAUUAGUUCAAAAGUGCAACUCCUUGGCGAUCAGAAACACUAAAAGAAAUGAAUAAAAACAUUGUGGUGGUCAGUAAAUGUUAUUUUUAUUGAGCAAGUGCAGGGAAAUGUAGAAUCACUCCAUUCUGAAGAAAUAUGGAAUCACUCCAUUUUCAGGAGAAAAUAGACUCACCCAGUGAAUUUCCUUUCCUUAAUUGGGCCCCUGCCUCAGAUUAGAGCUGCUCGUUAGUCAGCAGUUAAAAACGGUGCAGUUAUCACUCCUUGGAGGGCUGCUGGACCAAGUGGAUUCACAAGAAUCAUGGCUCCAACAAGAGAGAUGUCUCUUGAGACCAAGGAGAGGAUUAUCAAACUUCUUGAAGAAGGUAAUGCUACAUGUAUGGUUGCCAAAGAUGUGGGCUGUUCAGUCAGUUGGACCAAGUACAAACAGCAUGGCAAGGCUGUUAAAGUUAAGCGUACUGGUAGACCGAGGAAGACAUCCAAACGCCAUGACAAACAACUAAAGGCCAUAUGUCUUGAGAACAGGAGAUGCACAACAAGACAAAUGAAGAACUGGGAGGAAGAUGGAGUCAAGGUAUGUGACAACUGUGCAAAAUCGCCUAAAGGAAAUGGGAUUUUCAUACAGAAAAGGAAAAAGGAAACCAUCAUUGACACUUAAACAAAAAAGAAGAAAACUCCAAUAGGCUAAGGAGAGGCAAACAUGGACUGUGAAUGACUGGAUGAAGGUUUUUUUUUCAGUGAUGAGUCAAUCUGCAUUGGACAAGGUGAUGCUGGAACUUUUGUUUGGUGCCGUUCCAGUGAGAUUUACUAAGAUGACUGCCUGAAGAAAACAUCAAAAUUCCCUCAGUCCUUGAUGGUCUGGAGCUGCAUGUUAGGCAAAGGCACUGGGGAGAUGGCUGUGGUUAAAUCUUCAAUAUAUACACAAGUUCACAUUGAAAUUUUAGACAGCUUUCUUAUCCCUUCAAUUGAAAAUGUUUUCAUUCUCCAAGAUGACAAUGAUUCAUCCCACAGAGCUAAAACUGUAAUAGCAUUCUUUGGAGAAAGACUCGUCCAGUCAAUGUCAUGA